AUGUAUCGUCAAUUAUCAACAUUAUCUGUAUCAUCUCUUCUUAAAACAUAUUCAUUACCAAUUGAUGAUAAACAUAUUAAUUCAAAAUUUAUACCUAAAUAUCGAUUAUCAUUAAUCGAUCAUGAAACACCUGUUGAAAAAUUACGUUUAUCUUCAUUAUCAUCAGUUAAUAUUUAUAUUAAACGUGAUGAUCAACUUGAUUCAUAUUCAUGUGGAAAUAAACUUCGAAAACUUGAAUUUCUUUUUGCUGAUAUACUUUCACGUCCAGAAUGUCAUCAUAUAAUAACAGCUGGAUCAUUACAUAGUAAUCAUUGUAAAGCUGUAUCUGUACUUGCUGCACGAUUUCAACGACAAGCUCAUGUUCUACUUCGAACUGAUCGUGAUAAUGAAGAUGAAAAUAUUUUACAAGGCAAUGUACUUUUAAAUUAUUUAUUAGGUACUAAAUUAUAUUUGAUACCAAAAAAAGCUAAUAUUCAACGUGAUAUUGAACCAAGAAUGAAACAAUUAGAAGAAGAAUUAGGUGGUAAAGAUAAAUGUUAUUUAAUACCAAUAGGAGGAUCAGAUAUAGUUGGAAUAUUUGGAUAUUUCGAUUGUUUUAUACGUGAAAUAAUUCCAUUAAUUGAUAAACUUAAUCUUGGUCAUCUUGUUGUACCAGUAAGUAGUGGUGGUACAAUGGAAGGACUUUCUCUAGCAAAUUAUUUUACUGGUAAUCGUUUACGUAUUCAUGCAUUUGCUGUAUCGGAUAAUCAAAAUUAUUUUAAAACUCAUUUUAAUACAAUUCUUAGUCAAUUAGAACUUGAAAAUUUAAUUCAAUUAGUUGAUAAUGAUAGUCUUGUUGAUAUUUGUGAUUCAUAUGUUGGUUUAGGUUAUGGUCGUAUGACAAAUGAACAAAUAGAUUUUUUACAUAAUAUUAUAAGUGAAACAGGAAUACUUUUUGAUCCUGUUUAUUCAGGUAAAUGUUUAUGGGGUUUAUGUGAAGAAUUACGAAAUAAACAUACUGAUCGAUUUCCAAAUGAUGGAAAAAGUAUUUUAUUUUUACAUACAGGUGGUUUACUUGGUCUUAUGAAUCCAGAUUAUAAUAAACAAUGGUUAUUAUCAAGUAAUAAUCAUCCAAAUAAUCAUAUUCGUAAUUGGAUGACAUUAUAA
Messenger RNA from Rotaria sordida, 1146 nucleotides. Lineage: Eukaryota; Metazoa; Rotifera; Eurotatoria; Philodinida; Philodinidae. The record is from the annotation of a GenBank genome assembly.